UCGGAUGGUGUUGGCUCUACCCAACCAACCAACACCGAUAGUGAUAACGCUACAUGCUAUUAUCGGCAAAUUGAUAAAGAAGAAGACAAAGCUGUAUCAUGGUUAACUAAACUUGGACAAUCCUUAGCUAAAUGGCUGCGCGAGAACGGAGAUUAUCAAAUUAAUAAAUCACAAGAAGUUUUGCUUGAUUUCCCAGAGGGAUAUUUCCUUUACGAAUAUCUUAAAGUGUUAUCUGAUGGUACACAGACUUCAGACACUUAUUUGUUCGGCGCGCAUAAAUUCCAAUCACCGAGCGAAUUCAUACCUCACUUAAAAUGGCUAGUGUCAAAAGAUUCACAAUGUCAAUGUGUACAUUGCCCUCCAUCUUCAAAAGUGAUAAAACCAACGUCAAGUGUUUCGUCAUCUAAGCCAAAGGUAUCAAAGUCAUCAAGUAAAACAUCUGCAAAAUCAUCCAAACUUUCAUCGGAAUCUACACACAAUCCGUCAGAAUCAGAAUCUCUUCAAACGUCACGUUCUCUCGCGAAAUCGCGGAUGUUAAAACCUAGCGGAGAUGGAGAAUCAUCUAAAAAUUCAUCAACAAAAGAACAUAAAAAGGAUGAUCGCCCAAAAGCCAAAUACGCCGAGUACCGUACGGGUGAAAUAGUCUGGGUUAUUCUUGCAAAAACUGGUGAUAACAUUCUCAUUGACAAAUUUAAAGAUUUAAAUGUCGGAGACUCCCCGAUCACAAAUUGGCCAGGAGUUAUUUACUCCCGCGGAAAAGUUGCACCAGAUGUAGACAUUGUAAAAUUCACUGUCAAAUUGGUUGUAUUAAAUACUGAAGUUUCUAUUAGACGGACAGGAUUGAUACCUUGGAAAGCUUUUAACCCUGUUAUCCCAGAAGAAGUUCUUAAAAAUGUGAUAGGAAGCAAUUCGAACGAACAACUAGAACCUGAAAUUGACAUAAAUAUCCAAAAUUAUGUCCGGGCAGUACACCGUGCUAAUGAAGCAGCGCAAACAUAUUCACCAAUGAAGAUGUUCAA
Molecule: messenger RNA, 1019 nt
Organism: Dentiscutata erythropus
Lineage: Eukaryota; Fungi; Glomeromycota; Glomeromycetes; Diversisporales; Gigasporaceae
Source: the annotation of a GenBank genome assembly